Morone saxatilis (striped sea-bass) is the source of this 1202-nucleotide messenger RNA. RefSeq names its product sideroflexin 4 (gene sfxn4). Gene Ontology annotation, molecular function: monoatomic ion transmembrane transporter activity. The record is from RefSeq and is a predicted model, not a curated record. The transcript is spliced from 14 exons. Bases 104 to 1033 code for a protein of 309 amino acids. Gene Ontology annotation, cellular component: mitochondrial inner membrane. Gene Ontology annotation, biological process: mitochondrial transmembrane transport; monoatomic ion transport. Lineage: Eukaryota; Metazoa; Chordata; Actinopteri; Moronidae.
UCCACAGCUGAACACGUGUUUGAACGAGGAAGUCGUUUCUACAACAACUUGACCUCAGAAGCAGUUGUGGUGCUGUAGUCCUGUUUCUGUCCUCGUCGUCCUGAUGGACCCGAACCUGCACCACUGGAAGAACCAGGAACAGUCUUUCCUCCGUCGACUGAGGAUCUGGUUGGAUCUCCUCGAUCCACUGUCCCUGAUCGCCAGUGAUGCUGAAAUACAGAAGGCCCACACUCUUCUUGGAAGCGGAGAGAAAGUAAAUGAAAAGGAUGUGACCCUCUCGCUCUCGUCCGUCCACGCGGAUUCUGGUGCCAAUCUUCCACUAAUUUACCGGCCUCCAGCACUGUUACCAAUGUCACUACCUCUGGUGGCUGGCAGUCUUAUACCACAUAUCAGAAUCAAACAUGCUGCGUUCUGGCAGUUUAUGCUGCAGAGUUACUUUGCUGGGUUCAACUACGCAAACAGAAAUUCUUCAUCAGAGAAGAACAAGAAGACAACACAUUCGACGAAGCAUCUGUUGAUCGCUGGAACAGUUGUCACUGCAACGUGUGCAGGGGUCCUUCCUCAAUUUUUAAUGAGCCAAACUAGUAUAAUAACCGCAACAGUCCACCCUUUCGUGCGGUUUGUAUUACCCAUCCCACUCUCAGCUGCUCUCGCCUACUUCAAUGUGAGCUUUGUCAGAAGUGACGAGACAGAAACUGGGAUCGAAGUGUUUGAUUCCAAUGGAAAUCCUGUCGGCCUCUCUGAAGCAGCAGGAGAAAAGGCUGUGAGGGAGACAGCAUUGUCAAGAGCGGCCCUGUUUGGUACGACCAGUGCCGUUCCUUUUGUCCUGUCUUCACUCUUAAAAAGAACCAGAUUUGCUUUGAGGAACUCUCCGCUGGUCGGUCCUCUGAGUGGUGCGUUGGUUCUGUUCUUAACGAUCCCCGUCUCGUUCAGUCUCUUUCCACAACUGGGAACGAUAAGGAGGGAGGAUGUAGAGGACGAGCUGCAGGCAGCAGCGUACGACGGACAGUUAUACUACCAUAGAGGACUCUGAGGAGCUGUGUUAUAGAGCGGAUAGAGAUGCUGUCACUGUAUAGCUUCAUGAUAAAUGUCCAAAUGUACAAAGCCUUUAACAGACUCAAAGAUGAAAUGCAGCUUUUUCUCACAGUUUUAAUGUGAAAUAUUGUGGUGGCUAUUCUUUAAAUAAAUCAUACAAAGGAUGA